Molecule: messenger RNA, 666 nt
Organism: Salvia miltiorrhiza (redroot sage)
Lineage: Eukaryota; Viridiplantae; Streptophyta; Magnoliopsida; Lamiales; Lamiaceae
Exons: 1
Coding region: 1-666 (221 amino acids)
Molecular function (GO): DNA-binding transcription factor activity
Source: RefSeq, a predicted model, not a curated record
AUGGAGUCGAUGAUAAUCAAACUCAAGAUCCCAGGUGAAGCCCGUUUCGAGUGCCCGACUUGCUCCAAGUGUUUCAGCAGCGUCAAGGCUCUAGGUGGGCACAAAUGGAUUCACAUGGAAAAGAAAAACAAGAGGAAUCAUCAAGUGAUGGAGCUCCAAGGUGACGAAAAUGGUGGUGACGUUUCUUGCCCCGUUUGCCACCAACCCUUCGCCUCCGACAAGUCCUUACACGGCCACAUGAGGAAGCACCCCGAGCGGGGGUGGAGGGGAAUGAUGCCUCCGCCCCCACUCGACCACGAGGCCGCCUCUGGGGCUUGUCAUCUCUUGGCUCUUGCCGGCGCCCAACCGCCUUGCCUCUUGCAGGAUAAGGGUAAAUCGGUUAUGGGUGAGAAUUCUUCUUUGUUGGCUACUACUUUUCAUCAUAAGACUCCUCUCAAAUCACAAAACAAUUACCCUUGUGAGAUAUGUGGCAAGUCUUUUAGGAGCUACCAGGCCUUGGGGGGUCACAAGUCCCACCAUGGCCGCCUCUCUAUGGAACAACCCGAAGGGUUUGCCGGGAUUUCCGGUCACGGGCAGCUGCCGGAGGACAAAGGCGAGGAGGGGAAUGAUGAUCAACCUGCAAAAGUAGUGUUUGAUUUUGACCUCAAUGAGCUACCAAAAUGGUGA